AUGUUGUCCUACUUGACUCUCGACGUAUUCACAACAACAGGAUUUCUUGGAAAUCCACUCGCCAUUGUCUUUCUACCUCAUCCAUUUUCUGCCCAAGUCUCGCAGCAACAGAAACAAAAAAUCGCACGAGAAUUCAAUUUCUCAGAGACUGUUUUCGUUUAUGACCGGGAGGAAUCACCAGAAUCUGGCGUGACUUUUCCGAUCUCCAUAUUUAUGGUAACAGAUGAGAUACCAUUCGCUGGGCAUCCUACCGUUGGCACGGGCUGGUAUCUGUUGUCUAAAACUGGGUUGGACCAGAUAACCUUACGAACCAAAGCGGGAGAUGUAUUGGCCGCUAAAGAGGGUGACCGGGUGCGCUUAAAGGUCCCUACAGACUUCAAGGUACAUCAGCCAUAUUACAAGAAGAUGCUGAAGGAGAAACAAUUGGCAUUGGAAGACAAGGACUAUGUGAAUGGCGCAGCAGGUGCGGAAGCUGUGGUCUCUAUCGUAAAGGGCAUGUCUUUCAUCAUGAUGGAACUGUCCUCCGUGGAAGCUCUCGGGAAGCUCCAGCACUACGGUGAGCCCAUCACGAUACCUGAUGAGCAUCUGGGGGACUGGAAGGGUUUCGGUGCUUUGUACGCGUUUGUGAAUACGCCAGAUGGAACCGUCAGAACGAGGCUGUUGGAAGGCACAUUCGAAGACCCUGCUACAGGCUCGGCCGCCUCCGCACUGGGGGGCUGGCUAGGACUGAGGAAAGGUGAUGGUAACUGGAAGUUUGAUAUUGUUCAGGGUGUGGAGAUGGGUAGACGCAGUGAAAUCACUGUGUUCGUCAGCGUCCACCAAGGGGAGAUAAAAUCUAUUGAAUUAGCCGGGAGUGCCGUUCAAGUCAUGGAAGGGAAAUUGGCUGUCGUGUAA
This is a messenger RNA of Desarmillaria tabescens, 894 nucleotides long. RefSeq lists its product as uncharacterized. The record is from RefSeq and is a predicted model, not a curated record. NCBI's taxonomy places the organism in Eukaryota, Fungi, Basidiomycota, Agaricomycetes, Agaricales, Physalacriaceae. The coding region runs from base 1 to 894 and encodes 297 amino acids. The transcript is spliced from 2 exons. Gene Ontology annotation, biological process: biosynthetic process. Gene Ontology annotation, molecular function: isomerase activity. Gene Ontology annotation, cellular component: cytoplasm.